This is a messenger RNA of Platichthys flesus (European flounder), 1707 nucleotides long. Its product is annotated as 12-(S)-hydroxy-5,8,10,14-eicosatetraenoic acid receptor-like. Bases 99 to 1127 code for a protein of 342 amino acids. Gene Ontology annotation, biological process: G protein-coupled receptor signaling pathway. NCBI's taxonomy places the organism in Eukaryota, Metazoa, Chordata, Actinopteri, Pleuronectiformes, Pleuronectidae. Gene Ontology annotation, molecular function: G protein-coupled receptor activity. The record is from RefSeq and is a predicted model, not a curated record. The transcript has 3 exons. Gene Ontology annotation, cellular component: membrane.
UCUUCUUCUUCUUCUUCUUCUUCACUUUGCUGCGGGGCCUCAUCAAACAGGACGACUGAUCGAUUUCCUCCGCUGUAAUUUUGUCCAUCAGCAAAAACAUGUCUACAAACAAUUUUAUUGACGACUGCUAUGUGAAGCAUAAUGUCACGUAUUACACUCUCUCCUGGCUGAUGACUGGAGAGUUCACACUGGGUCUGCCGCUCAACCUAUCGGUCCUCUUCAUCUUCAUCUUCAGAUUCAAGUUCUGGAAGAACAAAAGCAUCCUGCUCUUCAACAUCGUGGUGGCCGACUUCCUGCUGGUGAUCUGUCUCCCAGUCAGGAUCCACAACUACCAGCAUGGCGUGCGGCACAGCGAGGAGAACGUGGUGUGCAAGGUCAUGCUCUUCAUGCUCUUUCUCAACCGAGGAGCCAGCAUCACCUUCCUCAUCACGCUGACCAUCGACCGCUACUUCAACGUGGUCCACCUGGGGCGGAGGAACAUUGUCAGAAGGCUGAAGAAAUCUCCUGCGUUGUCCAUCAUCAUCUGGGUCCUGCUGCUGCCGCUCACCGUGCCCACCAUGCUCCAGAAGGAAGGCUGCUGCAACAGCCUCGGACGAGUUGCGACACCAGAAGAGAAAGUGGUGGACACUUUGAGAGAGGUGGUGUUCUUCUCUCAGAUCCUCGUCCCCUUCGUCAUCCUGGUCUACUGCACGGUGCGCAUCGUCCACCGGCUCAGGAAGAAGACGGUGGGGGAGAAGGCCAAGCUGAGGAGAGCCGUGUGGCUGGUCAUGUCUGUGGCCGUGGUCUUCUCCAUCUGCUUCCUGCCCUGCGCUGUGGGCCGAGCGGUGCUGAUGUGGGUUCGGUUGAUGAAGUACGAGGAGGCCGAGGUGUCCGUGGUGCAGGUGUACGACAGCCUCAUGGUUCUGUCCUACACCGACUGCCUGCUGGACCCGCUGGUCUACUGCUUGAGUAACACGGGGUUUAAGAACGCCUACGUCUCCACCUUCUGCCCCACGUUCCUCCAGAAGAGGCUGAAGAAGUACGACGUCAGCUCCACGACAGGAACCAACACAGCUACAACCUCUGCAGCCAGAAAAAUCUCACUGCCGUUAACAAACAAGGGAAAUGCUCUGGUGCCCAAAGUGUGAAUCUAGAUCUCAAGGCCUCAGUCGAACAGAUAAUAACCACUGCCUCUGUUCUCAGCUGCCGUGGCCCAUCAGACUCUUUCUUUCUGUCAAUGAUGAACAUUAAAGGUCAUCAAAGGUCGUUUCACCAGCAAGAACAACACCACAGGAACAUUUGAUGGAAGGGUGUGAAUGGAAAUGGAAAAAAGAGGAUGAGGGGAUGAGGGAGGGAUGGAGGGAUGUUUGUGAUCUGUGAGCAGGGGCGUUUCAAGGGACUUUGGGGGCUCCAAGCAAGAGUGCCCCCCCUCCACCAUCCCAGGUGCAUCACAAACUCAGAGCUGCAGCUUUGGGUAUCGCUUCAAAGUAAAAGUUGGAUUGUGUCGCUAAAAAUAUAUUUUUAUAUCUGUAUUUACUUAUAAUAUAUUCUUGUGAGUCUGCGUUCAGGAGCCGAGAGAAAGAGACGUUUCCUUUGUGAUUAUAUUUUAUCUGACUCCAGCAGCAUUCACAAAGUGCUCAGAAGAUAAAACUUGUGUGUUUGCUCUCACAGUGUAGAGAACUCCUCCAUCAUCUCAAACCACUUCCCCCGUCUCUUCCCACUGUCGUG